Oncorhynchus masou masou (cherry salmon) is the source of this 8983-nucleotide messenger RNA. Its product is annotated as zinc finger FYVE domain-containing protein 1-like. The record is from RefSeq and is a predicted model, not a curated record. The transcript has 11 exons. Gene Ontology annotation, biological process: lipid droplet formation. Gene Ontology annotation, cellular component: lipid droplet. Gene Ontology annotation, molecular function: phosphatidylinositol-3,4,5-trisphosphate binding; phosphatidylinositol-3,4-bisphosphate binding; 1-phosphatidylinositol binding. The coding region runs from base 88 to 2055 and encodes 655 amino acids. NCBI's taxonomy places the organism in Eukaryota, Metazoa, Chordata, Actinopteri, Salmoniformes, Salmonidae.
GAUGGCUCCUACCUCACCAAUCCAUGUGUUGUAUUGUUGUUUUCGGGAGUGGGGGAAGUUUCUAUUACCAGGGAUGGUUUGAUAACAAUGUCCGAAGUACUGAUGAAAGAAAUGGAGGAGGUAUCGCUUUGUUACAUAAAAACAGAAGAUCACCCGGAAAAUGGUCGGAGUUUUCUUUUGGUUGAUGAACAAGAAAAUCUGCAGGUCCAUGAUGAAGCUCAGUUCCUGGAGAGGCUGGGCUGCGGGGACAUGCUGGGCGUCAAGGUCCUCUCCAUCUUCGGCAAUACGGGCGACGGCAAGUCCCACACCCUCAACCACAUCCUGUUUGGCGGGGAUACCGUAUUCUACACCUCCAAGUCCCCCAGCUCCUGCACAGUGGGCGUGUGGGCCGCCUUUGACCCCGGGCUGGGCCUGGUGGCUCUGGACACAGAGGGCCUGCUGGGGGCGGCGGCCAACCAGAACCAGCGCAUGCGUCUGCUGCUGAAGGUGCUGGCCGUAUCGGACGUGGUGGUGUACCGCACGCGGGCCGAGAGGCUGCACAACGACAUGUUCCAGUUCCUAAGCAGCGCCUCAGGGGCCUACCUGAAGCACUUCACCCCCGAGCUGCGCGCCCUCUCCAGCCGCUGUGGCAUGGACGUUCCCCUCUCCUCCCUGGGGCCGGCGGUCAUCGUGUUCCAGGAGACCACCCACACCCAGCUACUGGGCCAUGAGCGAAUAGAUGUCCCUGGCUAUGCAGACACUCAGCUCCAGAGGCGCUUCCAUGACCUGGGCCUGGGUACAGAGGCCUUCAGCUCAGUGCAGUACGUGGGCACCCAGACCAUCACUCCACCGACCAACUACUCUCUGCUCCUGGAGGCUGUACGCCAGCAAGUCAGGAACACUGCCACACGAUCGCCCCGCCAACCGGCCAUCGUCUUCAGCGCUCUGCAGGCCCUGAGUGACAGGUUCUGUGGGGAGAUCUUAGACAACAAAAUCCCCCUCUACUCCUUCUUCCCUGACGAAUACUUCACCUGCUCUUCAGUCUGCCUCAGCUGCAAUAUCCGCUGUAAGAACGGGAUGAACCAUCUCAGAGACAGAGUCCCUCACCUGGCAGACGGACUGUGUCAGUACGCUCACCAGUACAACAACAAGGUCCUCAUCUGCAAGCGGUGCUAUGAGGGUGGCAGGGAGGUUAUUGUCAUUCCUAAAACCUCAGCCUCCACAGACAACCCCUGGUUUGGGUUGGCAAAGUACGCCUGGUCUGGGUAUGUCCUGGAGUGUGGCAGCUGUGGCAUCAUCUACCGCAGCCGUCAGUACUGGCUGGGCAACCAGGACCCAGAGAGCGGCGUGGUGCGGCCCGAGGUCAAACACGUCUGGGAGGGGUCUGAGGCCUUCCUGACAGACCACCAGAAUGCGGCGCAGAGGGUGCUGGAUGGGAUGAACGUUGUGAUCCAGUCUGUGUCGGAGUACAGCACGGGCCCCACCAAGGCUGUCACGUCCUGGCUCACUGACCAGGUGGCCCCGCUCUAUUGGAGACCCAACACAGACAUCACCGUGUGUCACUGCUGUAAGAAGCCCUUUGAGGAGGCAGAGAGGAAGCAUCACUGUCGUUGGUGUGGCGAGGGCUUCUGCCAGGCCUGUUCCACCCACAGGAUGCCCGUACCUGAGAGAGGCUGGGGAAGCACCCCCGUCCGGGUCUGUGAUGCCUGCCACCGCCAGGGAGGGACCGACACCACCAACCAGGUGUCUGUGGUGGAGCCGCGGGGGCUGAUGGCCCGCAGGUUGACAGAGGUGGCCCAGUCUACUCUAGACAUGGUCACCACUGCAGUGGACUACCCUCUGUGCUUUGUGAAGGGAGUGGCCCGGCCUGACUACUGGAUCCCCGACCAGCAGAUCGUGCAGUGCCAUAAGUGCAGAAAAGCCUUCACCCCCAGUAUGUCCAAGCACCACUGCCGGGCGUGUGGCCAGGGUGUCUGCAGCGGUUGCUCCUCAAAGAGCCGCCCCGUGCCCUCCCGUGGCUGGGACCACCCUGUCCGUGUCUGUGACGACUGCGCCAGCCACAAGGGCAGCCUGUGAGGUCAGGGCAGAGACCAAGGAUACUGUGCUACUAGGUAUCUGAAAUCUAGUGAGAUGCCACGGCACACCACAUUUGGCUUAUCUCCGUCUCUCUAUGCACUAUGAGCCACUGACCUUUUUAAGAGAAAAAUACCCAAUCCAGGUGACCCCUGCCCUAUGGGGAAGGCACUCGAGUGUGAUGUGCUGAAGAAGCACUCUAAACAUGGGACUGCCUCAUCUGAUAUCGACUGCCUAAAAACCAAGAACUAAACUAGCGGGAUAAAGAACUGGACUUCUGACAACUGGAAAGCUGCGACAGUUGUAAAUGACUGAGUAAACCUCCUCCAAACAACCCACUGUUUGCACUGAAAGACAUUAGCCCGACAACUUUUCUGUUUGCACACGUCUCUACUUGCGACCGGGAAGAAUCUUAAUAUUAUUCUUACCUGUUGGGAGUGGCUGAACAUUGAUUAGGUUUUAAUUCGGCUGUGGGCUUGUAGUGGCCAGCCAAGCCUUUGCCUCAGACCCCACCAAGGAGUAUAACAGCUCUGUAACCUGACAGAGGAGACACAUGAAGUGACAUCACAACAUGCUCUUCCUCCCUGAAUGUGAUCUCGGGCAGUGUGCCAUGGUUUUGAGUUGAUGCACAAGGCAGGAAAAUGAAUAAAUAUGCGACAUGCAGACAUUCCAGUUGACAUUAGUACCCCUUUUCACAGCGUCUUGCUGACCCCAUCCAUACUGUGCUGGCUCAUGUAUUUUCCUUGAACAUGGUCCUUUCCAGCAUGGUUCCAGCAACUAGGGUGGCUUAUUAACCAGGUCAGUACUGCUGGGCCCGACUCACUAGUGUGAAAGGGGUAUAGUGUCUUAACAGGUGGGCACUUUUGUGAUCCAUUGAUGUUUUGAAACGAGCACGUUGUUUUUAAUGAAUACGGAGGGUUUAGUUAGUGAAAAGGCACAAGAGGCAGUGCUGUAUCAUGAAUACAGGCGAAUGGCGUUGUUCGGCCCGACACUAGAACGGAGUCGACUUAUUUGCCUGUGACUGUAUUCAUGAUACAGCACUGCCUUGCGUGACUUAUUGUUUUUAGAAAUCUGUUACCAACAUAUUAAAAUAACAAUGAAAUAUAUAUUUUCAUUGACUUUAUUUGAGAAGUAAAUUCAUAAAAUGACCUUAUUCUACCAGGAGAAAAAUAAAAAUCUGGUUCUUUUGGUCAUGUUGCUACAGAUGCGACCAAGUCGUUAAAGAUUUUUGCAUAGUUGCUAUGCAACAGGAUGGUCAUCAGUUCUACUAAACAAAAUGGUUGCUAUGCAAGCAGGAUAACUUUCGUGUCACUAGCUAGCCAACUUCAGCUCAAACAAGUCAAACAUUUAACCUGGAAUGACCGUACACUAGCUACAUUUUCGUUUGAGCUGUUUUCUAUUGGCAUGUACUUGGAUUUGUUCAUGAUAAUGGCUUUGAUGCGUGAUUUCGCCUAGCUCAGAAAAGGUUGUCUCGUCUGGUCACAGAGAAAUUGAAGAGUUAAACAUUGUUUCCGAGGUUGGACAGGCAGACAGCGAGGUUUAUAUUAACCCCGCUAUACCAAAAUAUAUGCUAGUUUGGAAGCAAGGGGAAAUAAUGUGUGAGUUGAGAUAGAGACGAGAUGAUUCGGACAGCAACAGGAACAUGGCAUGAUGGAACUGUUAUCAGGCAUCCAGGAUCCAAACAACCUGUUUAAUUAUUAGAAUUAUUAGCUCGUGUAAUUGUUGGAAGAAAUCUCAAAUUGAAUCGCUUGCUUAUGUAAAGCACAGAUUAUUUGCAGUAAUAUCGUGUCUCCAGUAUCCAUUGAUGUGACUGAUGUUAGCUAUUGAUGUUAGCCGAAUUAAAAAGGCAAUUUCAUUUCUCCAUCAGAUUUUAUUCUCUUUAUCGAGUACUGGAUCCUAUAAUACUUGCCUUCUGUAUAGUCAUAACAAAUUGUUGUUUUAUGCAAUGCGUAUAUACUAUGAGAUUCUGGGUAUAUGACAAUCUUUUUUUUUUUUUUUAUCAGUCUUGUCUGAAUUUUAAUUACCUGAUACUCAUAAUAUACCAGAGAACGAUCGCCUUACGGCGAGGAUAGCUGUGCUGCAAGCCCAGCUUCAGACGCAAUUGUUAGACAAGGGUCAUUUCAAUGUAGGAAAGGAUGAAACAGUGUCUGUGCCACCAGUAAGUACAGAUAGUAACGUUAGUAUAAAUCCCCUCGCACAGUCCCCGCAGCCGGACAACUUUCUCAUGGCUUCUGGAGGGAAAUGCUGUAGGAAUGCUCAACCGGUGUCACUUAUUCAGCCGACAGAAACUUUCAACCUGUUCUCCCCAUGAAGCAGCAAGUUGGAGUGAGAGGCUGAGCCUUCUCUGGUCUCUACUCCUCCCGUUACAGGUUCUGAGACGUCGAAGCCUCCCACCAUAAGCUCUGACCAAUUGAAAACCCUAGUCAUUGGCGACUCCAUUACCCGCAGUAUUAGACUUAAAAAGAAUCAUAAAGCGAUCAUACACUGUUUACCAGGGGGCAGGGCUACCGAAGUUAAGGCUAAUCUGAAGAUGUUGCUGGCUAAAACUGGCGAGUGUAGAGAGUAUAGGGAUAUUGUUAUCCACAAUGUUAGGAUGAAACAUUCAGAGGAUUUACUGUGUUAAAUGAGGCCUCACCUCCUUUUUACACUAGUGACCAUGUCCCUGCGCAUCCCGCAAAGGCGGAGGUGUUGCUAACAUUUAUGAUAGCAAAUUUCAAUUUACAAAAAAAAAAAACAUUUUCGUCUUUUGAGCUUCUAGUCAUGAAAUCUAUGCAGCCUACUCAAUCACUUUUUAUGGCUACUGUUUACAGGCCUCCUGAGCCAUAUACAGCGUUCCUCACAGAGUUCCCUGAAUUCCUAUCGGACCUUCAUGGCAGAUAAUAUUCAAAUUUUUGAUGACUUUACUAUUCACAUGGAAAAGUCCACAGGCCCACUCUGGCUUUCGGAGCCAUCAUCGACUCCAACAUGUCUCCAGACCUACUCACUGACACAGUCAUACUCUGGACCUAGUUUUGUCCCAUGGAAUAAAUGUUGUGCAUCUUAAUAUUUUUUCUCACAAUCCUGGACUAUCGGACCACCAUUUUAUUACGUUUGCAAUCGCAACAAACAAUCUGCUCCGACACCAACCAAGAAUCAUCAAAAGUCGUGCUAUAAAUUCUCGGACAACCCAAAGAUUCCUAGAUACCCUUCCAGACUCCCUCCGCCUACCAAAGGACGUCAGAGUACAAAAAUCAGUUAACCACCUAACUGAGGAAAUCAAUUUAGCCUUUCACAAUACCCUAGAAGCAGUCACACCCCUAAAAACAAAAAACAUUUGUCAUAAGAAACCAGCUCCCUGUUAUACAGAAAAUACCCCAGCUCUGAAGCAAGCUUCCAGAAAAUUGGAACGGAAAUGGCGCCACACCAUACUGGAAGUCUUCUGACUAGCUUGGAAGACAGUACCGUGCAGUAUCAAAGAGCCCUCACUGCUGCUCGAUCAUCCUAUUUUUCCAACUUAAUUGAGAAAAAUAAGAACAAUCCAAAAUGUAUUUUUGAAACUGUCGCAAAGCUAACUAAAAAGCAGCAUUCUCCACGAGAGGAUGCCUUUCACUUCAGCAGUGAUAAAUUCAUGAACUUCUUUGAGGAAAAGAUCAUGAUCAUUAGAAAGCAAAUUACGGACUCCUCUUUAAAUCUGCGUAUUCCUCCAAAGCUCAGUUGUCCUGAGUCUGCACAACUCUGCCAGGACCUACGAUCAAGGGAGACACUCAAGUGUUUUAGUACUAUAUCUCUUGACACAAUGAUGAAAAUAAUCAUGGCCUCUAAACCUUCAAGCUGCAUACUGGACCCUAUUCCAACUAAACUACUGAAAGAGCUGCUUCCUGUGCUUGGCCCUACUAUGUUGAACAUAAUAAAUGGCUCUCUAUUCACCGGAUGUGUACCAAACUCACUAAAAGUGGCAGUAAUAAAGCCUCUCCUGAAAAAGCCAAACCUUGACCCAGAAAAUAUUUUAAAAACUAUCGGCCUGUAUCGAAUCUUCCAUUCCUCUCAAAAAUGUUAGAAAAAGCUGUCGCGCAGCAACUCACUGCCUUCCUGAAGACAAACAAUGUAUACGAAAUGCUUCAGUCUGGUUGUAGACCCCAUCAUAGCACUGAGACAGCACUUGUGAAGGUGGUAAAUGACCUUUUAAUGGUGUCAGAUCGAGGCUCUGCAUCUGUCCUCGUGCUCCUAGACCUUAGUGCUGCUUUUGAUAUCAUCGAUCACCACAUUCUUUUGGAGAGAUUGGAAACCCAAAUUGGUCUACACGGACAAGUUCUGGCGUGGUGUAGAUCUUAUCUGUCGGAAAGAUAUGUUUGUCUCUGUGUAUGAUUUGUCCUCUGAUAAAUCAACUGUAAAUUUCAGUGUUCCUCAAGGUUCCGUUUUAGGACCACUAUUGUUUUCACUAUAUAUUUUACCUCUUGGUGAUGUCAUUCGGAAACAUAAUGUUAACUUUCACUGCUAUGCGCAUGACACACAGCUGUACAUUUCGAUGAAACAUGGUGAAGCCCCAAAAUUGCCCUUGCUGGAAGCCUGUGUUUCAGACAGAGGGAAGUGGAUGGCUGCAAAUGGAUGGAUGCUUGUUCUAGGUCCCAAGAAACAAACAGAUCUUCUGUUGAAUCUGACAGUUAAUUUUGAUGGUUGUACAGUCGUUUAAAAUAAAACUAUGAAGGACCUCACCGUUACUCUGGACCCUGAUCUCUCUUUUGAAGAACAUAUCAAGACUGUUUCAUGGAUAGCUUUUUUCCAUCUACGUAACAUUACAAAAAUCAGAAACCUUCUGUCCAAAAAUGAUGCAAAACAAUUAAUCCAUGCUUUUGUCACUUCUAGGUUAGACUACUGCAAUGCUCUACUUUCCGGAUACCGGAUACAGCUACCUGGAUAAAGCACUAAAUAAACUUCAGUUAUUGCUAAACACGGCUGCUAGAAUCUUGACUAGAACCACAUUUUUUUAUUCAUAUUACUCCAGUGCUAGUCUCUCUACACUGGGUUCCUGUUAAGUCAAGGGCUGAUUUCAAGGUUUUACUGCUAACCUACAAAGCAUUGCAUGGGCUGGCUCCUACCCAUCUUUCUGAUUUGGUCCUGCUGUACAUACCUAUACGUUCGCUACAAUCACAAGACGCAGGCCUCCUAACUGUCCCUAGAAUUUCUAAGCAAACAGCUGGAGGCAGGGCUUUUUUUUUAUCAGGGUCCUGAUAAAGGGUUUCUUUUUCUUCUGAGUUUAUAUUUUAGAUUCUUCAAAGUAGCCACCCUUUGCCUUGAUGACAGCUUUGUACAUUGUUAGCAUUCUCUCAACCAGCUCCACCUGGAAUUAUUUUCCAACAGUCUUGAAGGAGUUCCCACAUAUGCUAAGCACUUGUUGGCUGCUUUUCCUUCACUCUUCGGUCCGACUCAUCCCAAACCAUCUCAAUUGGGUUGAGGUCAGGUGAUUGUGGAGGCCAGGUCAUCUGAUGCAGUACUCCAUCACUCUCCCUCUUGGUUAAAUAUCCCUUACACAGCCUGGAGGUGUCCUGAUUGUCCUGUUGAAAAACACAUGAUAGUCCCACUAAGCGCAAACCAGAUGGGAUGGUGUAUCGCUGCAGAAUGCUGUGGUAGCCAUGCUGGCUAAGUGUGCCUUAAAUUCUAAAUAAAUCACUGACGGUGUCACCAUCAAAGCACCCCACACCAUCACCAUCACACCUCCUCCAUGCUUCACGGGGGGAACCACACAUGCGGAUAUCAUCCGUUCACUUACUCUCCGUUUCUCAAAGAUACAGUGGUUGGAACCAAAAAUCUCAAAUUUGAACUCCACUGGUAUAAUGUCCAUUGCUUGUGUUUCUUGAACCAAGUAAGUCUCUUAUUAUUAUUGGUGUCCUUUGGUAGGGGUUUCUUUGCAGCAAUUUGACCAUGAAGUCUCCUCUUAACAGUUGAUGUUGAGAUGUGUCUGUUAAUUGAACUCAAUGAAGAAUUUUAUUUGGGCUGCAAUCUCAGGUGCAGUUAACUUUAAUGAACUUAUCCUCUGCAGCAGAGGUAACUCUUGGUCUUCCUUUACUGUGGCGGUCCUCAUGAGAUCCAGUAUCAUCAUAGCGCUUGAUGGUUUUAGCGACUGCACUUGAAGAAACUUUCCGUAUUGACUGACCUUCAUGUCUUAAAGUAAUGAUUGACUGUUGUUUCUCUUUGCUUAUUUGAGCUGUUCUUGUCAUAAUAUGGACUCUUUUGUAUACCACCCCUACCAUGAGGAAUGCUUUUCCAAGAGUCUUGAAGGAGUUCCCACAUGCUGAGCACUUGUUGGCUGCUUUUCCUUCACUCUGCUGUCCAACUCAUCCCAAACCAUCUCAAUUAGGUUGAGAUCGGGUGAUUGUGGAGGUCAGGUCAUCUGAUGCAGCUCUCCAGCGGUCCUCAUGAGAGCCAGUUUCAUCAUAGCGCUUGAUGUUUUUUGCGAUUGCACUUGAAGAAACUUUCAAAGUUCUUGAAAUUUUCCGCAUUUACUGACCUUCAAAUCUUAAAGUAAUGUUGGACUGUCGUUUCUCUUUGCUUAUUUGAGCUGUUCUUGCCAUAAUAUGGACUUGGUCUUUUACCAAAUAGGGCCAUCUUAUGUAUAUCACCCCUACCUUGUCACAACACAACUGAUUGCCUCAAAUGCAUUAAGAAGGAAAGAAAUUCCACAAAUUCACUUUUAUCAAGGCACACCUGUUAAAUGAAAUGCAUUCCAGGGUCCUCAUGAAGCUGGUUGAGAGAAUGCCAAGAGUGUGCAAAGCUGUCAUCAAGGCAAAGGGUGGCUACUUUGAAGAAUAUCAAAUAUAAAGUAUAUUUGGGUUUGUUCAACACUUUUUUUGCUUAGUACAUGAUUCCAUAUGUGUUAUUUCAUAGUUUUGAUGUCUUCACUAUUAUUCUACAAUGUAGAAAAUUGUACAAAAAUAAAUAAAAACCCUGAAAUGAG